UCCUUUCUGCUCUGCUCGCGAAGAUCGCAACAAACGGCGAGAAGCGUCAAAACUCAAAAUCCACUUCUGCAGGCAGGUAGCACAACGGAAAAAAAUAACGUAUUCAAUCGUAUGUUGCUUGUUUCCGCGCAAUAAAACGCAUAAAAAUUGCAUUUACAUGGUGCAAAGCAAGAAAACUAUGAAAGUGUAAUGAACAAAGUGUAAUGAAGUGAACCACGAGAUCAAAGUUUCCGUUGGCUUCUGUUGUUGAUCUCAGUAACAUCAGAAACAAACAUGGACGGACUCCGCUGGUCCCGGGUCUUGUUACAAUGGGUGAAAGAUUCCCGCCUCAUUCCAUGCGAGUGCGACAGUAUCGAACAGUGCAGCGUCGAAGAAUUCUAUCAGCAGUUCCGCUCCCGGAUUCACCAAACGGUGGCCCUUCCGGAGGACAGCAUCAUCAGCUUCCUCCGGCAGCAUUUCCCCCACUACGAGCUGUAUCUAACCGAAACCGGUCAGAUCGCCGCUCCCGAUCACUUCUACAUCUUCUCCCUGUUGCUGUUCUUUUCCUGCGUUCGCCAUCCGGAACGGUUCUUCCAGCAGAUUUGCAACGGGUUCGACAAACCGCAGCAAUAUGCCGUGACGGCCUUCCUCAAGUCGAUGUUGGAAAGCGCGCAGAUGCGCCAGGAAAUCGACCGGAUGAUGAUCCGGCGCUCGAUUCAGGACGCCAUGCCACAAACAAUGUUGCCUCCGGAGACGCCUCCCAAUCCCAAUCCGGCGCCUCUUCAGCGGGAAUCCUCCCGGCUGAGUUUGCCUUCGCGGCUUACUUCCUCCACCGUCAGCAGUGGGGACAUCGUGGACGGCAGUCCGCUGCGAUUGGGACGGCAACCGCCAAAAAUUUCGCCUCCCACGCCCAAAACGAUCAUUCUGGACGAACGGACCAAACAGUUGAAGGAGCUGAAGGCUCAACUGGAGGCGGAACGCUACGAGAAGGGGUACCUCGAGGUGCAGCUCAAGCAGCUGCAGGACAAGAACGAGAAGUUUCUGGAAGACAAACGGAAGUACGUGAAGGAGAUCCGAGAGUUGCGGACGGAACUGCAGGCGUGCAAUCGGGAGAACGAGUCGCCGAAUAAGCAGCGUGGGGCGGACCACAAGGUGGCCCGCAUCGAGCGGCUGCUGGCCGAGAAGGAGGAAGCCCUGGAUCGACUGCGGAUCGAGCUGGAAACGGUCGCCGAGAACAACCGGAACUCGACGGAGAUGAUCAACUACCGCAACGUGCAGAUCGUCAAGCUCAAGGACCAAAUCCAUGAGCUGGAGAACUCGCUCGGAUCGCUGUCGGAGUGCAUCGCCGAGAAGGACGAGGUGAUCAAGUGCCUGCGCGAAAACAACGAGGAACUGCAGCGCUUCAUCGAGGAGAGUCGCUUCAAGCAGAGCGGACCCCUGCCGGAGAACUUGAACACCUCGUUCGACGGGAUGAUGGAACUGAGUUCCGGUGGCAGCAGCAACGGCAACGGAACCGGCCGAAGCUACAACAUUACGCCGGAGAACAUGGCCCAUGCGGUUGUCGAUGUGCAGCUGAAGGAGAAGGAAGCGGAGAACUGUCUGCUGAAGCGUUCGCUGGAGAUAAUCGAACAGGAGAAGGUUCGGGUUUCCGGCCUGGUCGGGAGCUUCUUCCGAUUGUACGGUGACCUUGUCGGAGCGAUGCCGUACGGAAGUGCGAAUCCACAGGAUGUUGGAUUUGUGGAGAAGAUGAACAUUUUCAAGUCGUGCUAUGAGUCGUUGUUCGAGGAGCUGGGGAAGUUCAAGGAAAGCAAGGAGAUGCUGGAGGAGAAAAGCGACGCACUGGAAAAGGAUGUGCGGGCGUUGAAGACGGAACUUCUGGCUCGCACGGAGGUGCUGGAAAAUCUUGAGCGGCAUUCGGCGGAUAUUGAAAGGCAGCUGGAGCUGGUGAAGCAGACAGCGAACGAAUAUCAGCGGAAAAAUCAAGCUCUGGACGAAGAUGUGAACAGGCAGAAGCGCGAUUUGUUGAAGUUGAUAUCGGAGAAGGAUGCCUUGAGUCAGCAGAAUCUCACGUUGAAUGUUGAGUUCAAUAGCUUGAAGGGAGAGCACGAAUCGCUGACGGCGAAGAUUGACUAUUUAAUGCUGUCGCUGAACGAAGAUUACGAGGGCAGUGACUUCUCCUCGUGGUUCGACAAGAUGGACGAUCUGAAAGAACGUGUGCGAACAUUGAAGGAGGACAAAGAACGUUUGACGGGCAUGAACAUGAAGAUCACAAUGGAAAAAGUUGGCUUGGAAAAACACAUCAGUGUCAGUGAAAUGCGGCUGAAGGAGAUGAAAGAACUACAUGUAGAAUCGGAGAAGAAGUUAAGGCGACUAAGCGAACAGUUGAGUGAAAGUGAAAAAGCGUUGGAAGAGAAAGGUAAUUGCGUUACCUCGCUGGAAAAAUUGAAAGCCGAUCUGGAGGAGAACAUUCAAGGAUUGUCUGCUGAGCUUCUAGAAUCGCAAAGCAAACUCACCGAAAUGUCCGAAGACUUCCAAUCUUGUGAGGAAACGCUUCGAAGCGUUAGGGAUGAGAUGAAAUCUCGAGAUCACGAGCUGUCGUGCGCUAAGGAUACCAUUGAGGAGCUCCAAACAAAUUUGGAGAAACAGCAAGUUGAGCUUCAGAGUGCGAUGCAACUUCAGCUAGAGACUGCCAGUGAAAAAGAGCAACUGGCAGUCAAUCUUACGGAUAUUCAACAAAAAUUGUCCGAAGAAAGUGAGAUGUUGCAGGAAACAAUCAAGAAACUUGAGAAAGCGAAUCUUGAAAGUCAAAAACUCACAGAACAUCGAGAUAAUCUUCAACAGGAAAAGCUCAUAUUGGAAGAAGCCCUUGCAGAACAAUGCAAUGAGUUAGGCAAACAUUCCAAAACGAUUCAGAACCUAGAACUGCAAUUACAAAACCUGCAGCAACUGCUUGCCGAUGAAGCCGAUCAGUCGAAGGAAACUCAGCAGUCACUCAACGCUCAAAUCAUCGAUCAGCAGCAGCAGCUGGAUGCUUCACGAAAAGAGCAACAAAUUCUAUCCGCCGCCAAUCGAUCUCUCCUCACUGGGCUUGAAUUGGUUCAGGAGAAGAUCACUCAACUGGAAGGUCAAUAUGUGAGCAAAAUCGGCACUCUUGAAGCAAAGCUCGGCGAGUUCGCGGCCUUACUGACGAAACUCUCCGCGUACCAGUUCAAACUGCGUUUGGAGAAAGCCCAGUUGGAGGACAACUUGGGCAAGAUGAUACGGGAGUUCGAGAUCCUACAGACGGAGAAUGAUAAACUGCUCGAAGCAGAGAAGGCGUUGCAACAGACGGUGCAGGAACUGCGGUUGGAGAAGACGGCAGUAGAGGAGCGAAGUGUCGGUCUGGAGGAACAACUCGCGGAAAUGGAAGUGCGAGUCGAUUUGAAUGGUAACAGAAUCAAAGAGCUGGAAGGAAGCUGUGCCGAACUCGAAGCUGAGAGAAUUAGAUUGCUCGGUGACGGUAGUCAGCGCGAGAAGGAGCUUCAAAAACAGAUCGAAGAAGCUGCCGCGUGCUAUGAGAAACUAGAACAAAAAAACAAGCAGAUGAACAAAGCUCAGUCCGAUCUGCAAGUUCAGCUCAUCGAAAAGUUGGAGCAGUUCAAGUGCGUAUCUAAUGAACGCGACGAGAUGGAGGUCAAGUGUGCGCGACUGGAAGUCGACAUGAAGGAAUUGCAAGCCGAUUUAGAAGAACAGAAACAAAAGACGGCCAGCAACUGUGAAGCGAAGGCUGCACUGGAAGCUCAACUGCUAGCAGUACGAGAAGAACUAUCGCAACUAGAACAGGAUAAAUCUCGCGUGGAGGAAGCAUUGGAAGAGAAUCGAGCGACGCUCGAGGAACGUACCGAGACAAUAUCGCGACUGAGUCGCGAAAAGGAACUGCUAAGCGAGAAGGUUCAAGAGUUGGCAACGGUUCUAGCAACCGUUCGGCAGACCAAAUCCACCAUACAGCAAAAGCUCGAGGAACAGCAGGAGAAGUCCGACGAGUUGUCCUGUCAGCUCGAGGAUCUUAACUCGAAACUACUGGCAGUUGCGGAAGAACUCGGUCGAGUCACCGAAGAAAAGGAAGCGAUACUGAUCAGGCAGAACGCUGAGAAACAAGAGCUCGUCGAGAAAGUGGAAGAGUUGACUGAGUCAAUAGCGAUGGCGGAAGAAGAUCGAGAUACGUUGCGCGAGGAGAAGUGCCGACUGCAAGCAGAAGUCGAACGGAUCGAGCACGAUAAGGGAUCCCUGGACGAGCAGUGUGGAAAGUUGUUGAAGCAGCUGUCGAAGGAACGUGAAGAUGCGGCGAAUGAGAAGGCACGGCAGGAGAUCACGAUAGCGGCUCUAGGCGAGGAACGUGACGCGUUGCAGGAGAAGUUGGCUGCGAUCGAUGAGGAGCGGGGCGCUCUAGCCGGUAAGGUAGCGGAAUUGGAGGAGACGAAAACGGGUCUGGAAUGUGCGCUCAGUGACAAAGGGGCGGUGGAGAGCAAGGUUGUUGAGCUAUCGAAACUGAUCGAUGAAUUGCGAUCGGAGAAAAUGAAGCUGGAAGGCGAGUGGUCAAGCUUGAGCGAAGAGCUGCAUUCGAACAACAAGACUAUCGAAGAAUUGAAGGAGAACGUUCGCACUUUGGAAGAAAGCAAAAAGAACCUUCAAAGUCAAGUUUCAAACGGUAAUGAAACCAACAAACAACUGCGACAGGAAGUACAAGAUUUGUCGAAGGCACUUCAGGCGUCGAAACAGGAAAUUGAAGCAAUGGAGGUCGAGACAAAGAAACUGGCGACAGAAUUGACUCAAUCGGAAGCUAAGGUGGAGGAACUCAGUGCAGAGAUCAAGCAAACUAGCAGUCAACUACAAGAAGUGGAGGCAAUCCUGAAAACUAAGGAGCGCGAAUCAGCUGUGGUGUCUGAAAAGCUAGUGGAACGUACAAAAGACUUGGAAUUGGUCCGAUCACAGAAAGAAGACGUGAUCUUGCAGCAGUCGAGGAACAUUGAAAGCAUCCAAACCGAACAACAGGAGCUUGCGAAGCGUUUACAGCAAGUACUAACUGAAAGUUCCAAUCGGGAGGCUGAAGUCAAACAAUUGACUGGCGAACUGAACAGCCGGUCGUUGGAACUGAAAGCAAAGGAACAAGAAGUUCAUGCGAAAGAGCAAGAAAUCCGUUCGGCAACCGAGUUGUUAACUGCUUCUGAAGCCAAGGCCGCCGAGCUGAGCCUAAACGUAGAUCAACUCAACGCCGCUAAGAGUUCCCUCGAAAUGCAAAUACGUAAACUGCAAGAUGACUUCGACCACGAGAGGGAACUCUGCCAAGCCACGGAACGGAAAGCGGAAGAUUUGGCUGCCAGUCUCAGCGAAGCCAGCGAAUCAAAAAUCCGCCUCGAACAUCAACUGCAUCAGUUGGAAAUCGAACGAACGAACGCCGAAUCCGCAAACCAGCAACUCAUCCAGCAGCUUUCCGACCUGAAAGCCCAAGUCGCCAAACAGCAAACUUCCAUCGAUGCGAAGGACACGGAAAUUCACCAUCUGACCGAGGGGCUGGAGAAAGUCAAACGUAUUCAGUCGCACCUGGAGGAGAAGGUUACCGAUUUCGAGUCGGUCGUCACCGAGAAGGACGAAAUCGAAACCCAGUUGAUCCGGUUGCAAAACGAACUGGAGACGAUUCAGGACGAUAAGCGUAGGAUCGAGACCGAGUUGGAUGCGGUCAAGGAGGAAAAAGCCGACGUGGAUCGGCGGUUGAUACAGCAACUGCAAAACUACGAUACGGUGAACGAGGCUUAUCGGAACGAACGGGAAGCCAACAAGGAGUUACAGGCGAAACAGCAAAAUUUGAACAAGAAACUUCAAGAGGCGACUGCGGAGAAUGCUCUGCUAGUACAUACUCACGAAAGCUCUAAGGCGCAGUUGGCGGCCAAGGAGAAACGAAUAGCUGAACAAGACAAGCAGAUGGAGAAGUUGAAGCGUGAGAUGGAGAACUUGUUCGGAAAGAACCAGCAGAUGGAUUCGCUGGCGAGCGAGUUUAUGCACUUGAAGGUGGAGAAGUCUGAGCUGGAAGCCAAAAAGGAGGAACUGAAUGAGGCAAUCGAACAGAAGGAAAUCGAAGAGAAGGCCAUGCAGGAGAGUAUGGAACAUCUGAAGGAGAGUUUGAAGGUGAAACAGCAAGAACUGGACUCACUCCAUUCGGAUGUUACAAACCUCAAGGAGUCGCUGCACUCGUUGAAGAUCGAAAACAGUAAGUUGAAGUCAACCCACGAACUGCAGCUAACGAAGAUGCUCAAUUUGGAGCUGAAGAAUGCCGAGCAAAGCAAGAAGAUAGAAAAGCUAGAAGAAUCGUUGAAUAAGACCGAGAUUAGCCACCUGGAGGACAAUUCGAAGGCAUCCACAUUGCUGAAGCAACUGGAAAAGUACAAAGGGUAUAUGGUGAAGGUGCAGGAGUUGGAAGAGCUACAUCAGAAGGAGCGUGAGCUCAACAAAAUGCUCAGCGGGGACAUCGAUGUCCUGAAGGCGAAAUUGAGCAAGCACCGGGAGAAAACCGAGGAAAAAGAGCAGCAAUGGAAGCAGGAACGUUCGACACUGCAGCAGAAGAUAACGAACGAAAUCAAAGAGAACGAGAUCAAGUUGAGGGACUACCGCAUCGAGUACGAAUCCAAACUGGAGAAGAUGAAGGAGAAAAUGGUAACGUUAUACCACGAGGAAACUGGAAAGAAGGAUGCCAAGCACGAGAAGGAUCUACUGCAACAGAAGCUCGGCUUUGACGAAAAGCUGAAAGAGAAAGAUGAACAGUUGGAAAAACAUCAAAUCCUCACCAGCAAACUGCAGAAACAGAUAGCCGAUAUGAACGUGACACAUCUCGAGAUAAUGAAGGAGAAUGAGUUCAUGAAAUCCAAGCUGCGCAUCAUGGAACAGAUGAAGGAGCGGAGGUCGCUCAUGCCGCCACCGGGUACCGUUCAACUACGUUCCCACCUCAAGAUGGAGGACGAAGAGGGCGAACAGUUCAACAACACCUACCUGACGGAUCUGAAGACGGGUCGUAUGUCGCCACCGUUCGGCGGGCGUGAAUCGAUCCCGCUGACGGAACUGCAGAAACGCAACUCAAUGGUUAGGCCGCAUCUCAAGGAUAGCUACGCGCUUCAGUACGUCGACGGAAAUCUGACGGACGACGACAAUCGAGAUCUCGCUGGCGGUAACUUGGACGACAGCAGUACGAGCUUGAUUUCGCGCAAGAAACAAAGUGGAACCACUUCCUACAAACGACCGGGACCGCCGACGCCGAGCAAGAAAGCCGGUCGUCUUUCGUUCGGUGGAUCUCUGCCGACCAACGACUUCCAGUACAAAGAAAUUCUCAAGGACAACAGCAAUGGAUCGUCCUCGGGCGGCGGUGCCUUCGGUGGCCGCCUGAGCUUCGGCCGGAAAAGUAACGUGGAUCCUUCGACGGCUCUAGCUACCACCGCUGGCAACAGCAGUGGCAGCAAUGCCGACCUCAACGCUCGCCGGAAGACCCCCGGCAAGUUCAAGCAGAUGAUCAGCUCGUCGAACCUGUUCAACUCGUCGCAGCCCCAGCAGAAGGACGAGACCCCUAAAAGAGGUGACUUGCCCCCAAUGCGACAUCCGUUCCCCUCAAAACUCAACUCUAUUCGAGGACAAACCGCCGACUGUGGAAGUUCUGACCUUGACGAACGACGACUGCGACGCCGACGAUCAAGACUGGUCUCCUCGACUGACGACAGCUCGCCUGAAAACCGGAAAAAUCUCCCCAUUCGUAAGGUUACGACCCGGUUCGACACAAAUCGUCACCUCAGCAGAAAUUCUAGUAGUGACAGCGCAGGAAGCAGUCCUGCUAGCGGUGUUGAUCCUUCCGACGAUCCCUACGAAGGGUUCUCUUACGAGGGACCCUCCGAUCAAAUCCGCAAAAUUGAUAUCAACAGAAUGGGCGUUUCGGGGAAAGGUGACCCCAAGGCUCAGAUUCGGCACAAGGAUCUGAACAACAAUAAUCACGAACCUUCGAAAGUAACCCCGGAAAAUGUCGGAACCAAACUAAUCAAUUCGGAAAACAGUACAUCUCAGCCGAUCGUUAACGAUCUUUCCAUAAGUAACUUCGUACAGCUCUUCGAUCGAAUGAAGCUGGAUUCCAUCUCCGAGAGACAUCGAUCAGAUGGAAACGAAGAGUUCGGCAACGUUCCUUCCAGGAGUAACGUCGAAGAGUUCAACGAUGAAAUGGCGCUGGAUUCCAUCGAUCGAUCGGCCGUGAACCAAGAGUUCGGCAACGAUCACUACAUGAGUAGCUUCAUAAAGCUCAUCGAUGAAAUGACGCUGGAUUCACCAAUUUCCGACGGACAUCGAUCGGACGUGGACGAUCACUCCAGAAGUAACUUCGAAAUACUCAACGAUGAAAUCGUACCGAACUCCAACCCUAAUGAACAUCGAUGGGACGAAAACGAAGAGUUCGCCCACGAUCACUCCGCGAGUAACUACGAAUCGUUCAACGAUGCAAUGGUGCCGGACUUUAACUCCAAUGGACAUCGUUCCGACGGGGACAAGGAGUUUGGCAGAGUGGUUCCGGACUCCAACACCGACGGACGUCGAUCGAUCGUGACCGAAGAGAUCGACAACGAUCACCUCAGAAGUAACUUCAAAAAACCUAACAAUGAAAUGGUGCCGGACUCCAACUCCAACGGACAUCGAUCGGACGCGAACGAAAAGUUCGCUCACGAUCGCUCCAUGAGUAACUUCGAAGCGCUCAACGAUCAGAUGGUGCUGGAUCGUCCGAGCGAAAUCUUACCGUCCAAUCAGCUGCUGCUGUACCGGAGCAGUAUGCACGAUCCGUUCGAAAACGUGGUCAGUAGUUCGACUACGGGAUUGGGACCGGUGAGCGUUCCGCUGUUGGAACGAUUCUCGGAAAUUUUCCGUAUUGCCAGCAUUCAGAAGCAGCUCUCUACGGUGACAGCGUUGGAAAGUUUCUCGGCAGGCGGUCGUGAUGAUCGAGCUACGGAUGCCAAAGUGGACUGGACCCCGGAGGUUCUACUAGUGUUUGCUGGAUUGAGUUUUUCAGCGCUGCUUUUCAGCAUCUAUCUGCAUUACGUGGGGUUCCAGGUAUAGAAAUGGUUGUGAGUUUAGUAAAAGUUAAGUAUUCCGAAAGAGGAUAAAAGCGAAAACGAUUCCAUCCACUUGCUCCAUCAUAUUAGUGUGUUUAGCGAAUGUGUCCCGUAGUUUGUAAGAUUUCAAUUUUAAAAUAUAACCAUUAAUUGUGAUAAAUGAUUCCUAAACUAGCUAUUGUGUGAUUGUGCCGUGAAAUAAAAUUUGAAAAUUUAGUAUAUGAAA
Messenger RNA from Aedes aegypti (yellow fever mosquito), 9309 nucleotides. It is a transcript of the gene mud, whose product is annotated as nuclear mitotic apparatus protein 1. The transcript is spliced from 8 exons. NCBI's taxonomy places the organism in Eukaryota, Metazoa, Arthropoda, Insecta, Diptera, Culicidae. The record is from RefSeq and is a predicted model, not a curated record. The coding region runs from base 274 to 9087 and encodes 2937 amino acids.